Messenger RNA from Poecilia latipinna (sailfin molly), 2746 nucleotides. RefSeq names its product solute carrier family 38 member 7 (gene slc38a7). Lineage: Eukaryota; Metazoa; Chordata; Actinopteri; Cyprinodontiformes; Poeciliidae. Gene Ontology annotation, cellular component: membrane. Gene Ontology annotation, molecular function: L-asparagine transmembrane transporter activity; L-glutamine transmembrane transporter activity. The transcript has 12 exons. The record is from RefSeq and is a predicted model, not a curated record. Gene Ontology annotation, biological process: amino acid transmembrane transport. The coding region runs from base 241 to 1614 and encodes 457 amino acids.
UCAGCAACGUCAGCCACGCUAAAAGCGUUAGAGCGCCGCAUUAUUGAGAGGGUGAGCCGAUGGAGAAGGUUGAAGUGUUUUGUGUUGUUCGUUCCUUGACAGCUGACGGGUUACAGUAACUUUAAAUCAGAAUAAAGUAAACAGCCUCACCGUUCCAGGAUCCCUCCAGUUGGCCUAGAGACUUCAGCGGAACGCCGCUGCCCUCCAGCUGACGCCGGUCCUCUCUCGGCUCCUUUCCUCAUGGCGAUAAACACUGAUGCUGAAGACUGGGGCGGCAUCGGCGGCAGCAGCGACUCCGGAGAACGAGCGUGGCUCCUGCAGAGCCCCAGCGUGGAUUCUGCCCGGCACCCCGAGGCAGAAGAGGGGAGCCGGGGCGUGUCGGCUCUGGGUGCCGUCUUCAUCGUGGUGAACGCCGCUCUGGGCGCGGGACUGCUCAACUUCCCUGCAGCCUUCAGCAUGGCUGGAGGAGUGAUGGCAGGAGUGAUGCUGCAGAUGUUCAUGCUCAUCUUCAUCAUCAGUGGGCUGGUGAUCCUUGGCUACUGCUCUCAGGUCAGCAACGAAGCCACCUAUCAGGAAGUUGUUCGAGCCACUUGUGGGAAAGUCACAGGAGUCCUCUGUGAAAUGGCCAUCGCCAUCUACACGUUUGGGACAUGCAUCGCUUUCUUUAUCGUCAUCGGCGACCAGCUGGAUCGUUUGAUCGCUGCUGUUGCUCAUGAAACGGACGGGUCGCCCGAGGGUCACUGGUACACAGACAGGAAGUUUACCAUCGUCGUCACUGCAGUCCUGGUAAUUCUGCCUCUGUCCAUCCCCAAAGAGAUCAGCUUCCAGAAAUACGCCAGUGCUCUGAGUGUGAUGGGAACCUGGUACGUUACCAUUGUGGUUAUUGUGAAGUACAUCUGGCCGGACAAAGACAUGAACCCAGACCACGCUACAGCCACUUCUGCUUCCUGGACUGCUGUUUUCAAUGCAAUGCCCACCAUAUGCUUUGGUUUCCAGUGCCAUGUCAGCUGUGUGCCGGUGUUUAACAGCAUGAAGAGGAAGGCGAUCAAACCGUGGGGGUUUGUAGUCACUUGCAGCAUGAUAAUCUGCCUUUUUGUCUACAUAGGAACGGGCGUCUGCGGCUUCCUGACCUUUGGCUCCAAUGUGAAUCAGGACGUGUUGAUGUCUUACCCGCCUGAUGACAUCGCUGUGGCCCUCGCCAGAGCUUUCAUUGUCAUCUGUGUGGUGACUUCCUACCCCAUUCUACACUUCUGUGGCAGGGCGGUGGUGGAGGGCCUGUGGCUGCGUUUCCAAGGCGAGCAGGUGGAGGUGUGUGUUCGCCGGGAGCGCAGGAGGAGGAUCCUGCAGACGCUGGUGUGGUUCGUCGUCACCCUCGUCCUCGCUCUCUUCAUCCCUGACAUCGGCCGCGUCAUCUCGCUGAUCGGAGGUCUGGCGGCCUGCUUCAUCUUCGUGUUCCCAGGUUUGUGUUUGAUGCAGGCCAAACUUUCAGAGACAGACAUUCGAACUACAAGCUGGCAUUUAUUGGUGGGCCUUGGCGUUACCAUGGUGACGCUCGGGGCCUUCAUCUUCGGCCUCACCACGUCUAACUCCAUCUACCAGGAUGUCGUGAACUGAAGGAUCCUGUCUGCAGAGCCAGCUCUUUCCUCCGUAACGAGAACCGUGCUGCUACUCCGGCGCGAAUUGGGUUGGAGAACCACAAUGGACAGACUUUAGUUUUUUUUUUUUUCUCAGUGAAAUUUAAAAACUUUUUUUUUUCUACCAUUAUCUGCUUCCUGAAGGAAUCAGACUGAUUUUUUUUUUUUUACCUCCCGCCGCUCAACUCUGCAUGAAUGACGCCUGUCUGGUUUACAAGAGCAGAAGGACUUUGAUUGGAGGGGUUUUAUAAUCAAAUUGAUUUUUUUUAUUUAUUAAUUAAAUUGUACCAAUUUGUGAGUUUUACCCUGCAUGUCGCCUUUAAUCACUGAAAACGUGACGAUGUCUCCAUCCUCCACCAUCAUCAAAUCCAGGUGCUGCAGGUGGAUAAAAGGUGAAGCAUUUUGCUUCAGCGCUCAGCCAAAGUUGAACUGUGGGGGCGAGACUAAUGUACAUUUUAAACUGAGUAAAUCAUGUAUUUAUUUAGAUUUGUUGUUGUUUACUUUGGACUUGACUCUUAAGCUGACAUGGAACAAAUGAAGCUUCUGUCAUCAGGCCAGACGAUUGCACUGGUGUCCAGAAUCGGUCAACUGAAUCAUUUGUGACACACUGGCCCCUGAGGACUGGGGGUGGAAACCCCUUGUAAGAGCCAGUUUUAAGAAAUUAACUUAAUGUGUCAGGAAAUCAUGUUUACUGUGGAUAAACAAGGGAAGAAAACUUCAAACGUCCGGCGCCAAAUGGUCCAGAUGCCUGUGCUUUAUAACUGCAGCUCUUCUUUUACAUUUAAAGGAAGAUGUAGUAAAUGUUAGGAAGACUAGUGUAUCAGCUCUGAAGAAGUUUUAUUUUUCUUUUCCUAAAAUGAUGUAAUUUGUAAAUUAAGGUAAACACUUUUUUUGUUGUUGUAAAAAUUGCAUUUGUUUUGCUGCAAUCUAAGCCAAAAAAGUUGUGCUGUAUUUAUUUAAACUGUCAUUGUUUCCAUCUUUUUUUCAUAUAUAUAAUUUGUGCCUAAACAUUUGGGAUUUUUUUUUAAAUCUACAUAUUCCCCAGUGCAUUUUUUUGUGCUUCAUCUGAUUUAUUACAGGACAAAUCAACACUAAUCAAGUGCUAAUCAGAC